CGGUGAACGGAGGCGGGGCGUCGUUUAGCGUCAGGGAAGCACCCAGAGCACAACUACCUGCCUUUAUAGGUACUGUAUAGGAGGAGGUGGAUACUUCCCUGAACUGCCCCCUUAUCAGUGUGGGGACUUCCCAGCAUUUGACUGGGACAGACUGGAAUUGGAUCAUGGCUGGAGCGCUUCCAAAGAGAUGACUGAGGCGGCUGUUUUACUGUUCUACCGCUGAUGACAUGUUAUAUCGUACUCUUUUGCUGUUGGUGGUUUUGGUGUCAGUGGAACAUGCAUCCUUUGCAGGACCAGUAAAUGAGGAGCUCACCCACAUAAAUGUCAUCAGAGAUGUCAAGACAACACAGAACCUCACCAGGACAAACUUUGAACAUUUGGAGAAACUGAGGAACAGAUCCAGUUAUGUUGCGAGGAGCUGUAAAGAGAUGAGGGACAGAUAUAAUGAACAGGAAGAUGGGUUGUACUACCUGACCACUGCUAACGGCAUGGUCUAUCAGACUUUCUGUGAUAUGACCACUGCAGGAGGCGGUUGGACGCUGGUGGCGAGCGUCCAUGAGAACAGUGUUUAUGGAAAAUGCACAGUGGGUGACCGCUGGUCCAGCCAGCAGGGCAACAAUGCUGAUGUGCCAGAUGGAGACGGGAACUGGUCCAACAGAAACACCUUUGGAACAGCAGAGGGUGCCACUUCAGAUGAUUUUAAGAAUCCAGGUUACUAUGAUAUAGUAGCAGAAGACAUGUCUGUGUGGCACGUUCCCAACAACUUCCCACUGGAGCACUGGAAGCUGGCAGCCAUCCUCCGCUACCACACUGACAACCACUUCCUCCGUCUGUACGGGGGGAACCUCUUGCAGCUCUUCAAGCAAUAUCCAGUGAGAUACAACGUUGGCUCGUGCAGCAACAGAGGACCAGCUGUUCCCAUUGUGUAUGACCAUGGAGACACAGAGUCCACCAGAAACUUAUAUGGACCCAAUCCAAGAAGGGAGUUUGAAGCUGGUUUCAUCACAUUCAGAGCAAUAAACAAUGAACGUGCAGCCAUGGCUAUCUGCUCCGGAGUUAAGCCGACUGGAUGCCACACUGAACAUUACUGUAUAGGAGGAGGUGGAUACUUUGCCCCUAAUCAGUGUGGGGACUUUCCAUCAUUUGACUGGGACAGACUGGGACUGGAGCAAGGCUGGAGCGCUUCCAAAGAGAUGACUGAGGCGGCUGUUUUACUGUUCUACCGCUGAUGGCAAAACUGCAUCAUAUUCAUCUGACAAUUACAUUUUUAACAUGGA
Thunnus maccoyii (southern bluefin tuna) is the source of this 1277-nucleotide messenger RNA. RefSeq names its product intelectin-like. The record is from RefSeq and is a predicted model, not a curated record. The coding region runs from base 228 to 1229 and encodes 333 amino acids. NCBI's taxonomy places the organism in Eukaryota, Metazoa, Chordata, Actinopteri, Scombriformes, Scombridae. The transcript is spliced from 9 exons. Gene Ontology annotation, molecular function: oligosaccharide binding.